Messenger RNA from Hypoxylon trugodes, 1717 nucleotides. RefSeq lists its product as uncharacterized. Bases 398 to 1717 code for a protein of 439 amino acids. NCBI's taxonomy places the organism in Eukaryota, Fungi, Ascomycota, Sordariomycetes, Xylariales, Hypoxylaceae. The record is from RefSeq and is a predicted model, not a curated record. The transcript is spliced from 2 exons.
UGCCCAUGAACCAAUUGUCAGGUGCCGCGUUGGCUUUGUGCUCUGAGAAUAAUAAAGUCUCGCAUAUGUGAGUGCGGCCCGUACGUCGCAUUACAUGCAAGACAAAAGAGCGGAGUGAAUCGGAAUGAGGAAGCAAUCUGGAAUUUGAUGCGAGCCUGCCGGUUCCUAGCCUGCUUGUACCGUACGGAGCGGUAUGGAGAUGCAAAAUAGAUGCAAGGCAUAUCAAGAGGCGUCCAUAUACCGACUCUGAGGCUCUGCAAGACGGAGUUUUCGGAGGUGUGUAGGUUACAAAGUAUCGCAAUGGCGUCAAUGGCGUCAAUGGUUUCAAAAGAUUAUCUUGUCUGUCCUGCCCGGAGGCGUUCCGUAAUAUGCCUCCUUACUCAACAAUUCCGGGAAAAUGGUGCCUUCUCAGGUAGGCUUUAUCACUGUCACCACCUUGGUGGCGUGUAAAAUUGCACUAAUUUUACUCGAGAUACUUUUCAGCAGGUCGAAGUCUCCUGGGGGGCCGAAACAUAUCUUCCUAAUCUUUUUCGGUUGUGCGUCUGCGUUCUUGGCCCUUGUUCUCGGCUGCGUAUCGUUCGCGGGACUGCGGGCGAAAGGGGUAGGACAGCCGGAUCAAUGCGAAAAUGCAGAUGCUGACAUCGUGGGAGACGGAGUUCGUGCAGCAGCCUGGACGCAAGUUGGAAUAUUAUUUUUCAUAACUCUGACGGGGAUUGUCCAUUGCUGUAAAACGGCCGUGAAGGAGAUUGGUGGAGGUUUGAUUGUAACGCACUUAUCGCUGGCUAUUGCGCUCCUCGUCCCGUUGGCCCGUCACGAAUUAUCUCCCAUCGACGCAAUACUUGGGUCUUUAAUUCUCGAUGCCCAAGGAAAUUCUCUUUCCAUUCAACUAGUUACGAAAGAAACAUUAGCUGCUCGAUGGCAAGUAGCGAUUGCUGUUACAGCCCAGUUGCUUGGACUAGUUAUCGAAGGCAUCCUUGUGGGUAAUUUCACAACCAAUCUACUUCCCCCGAAAAGCUGCAACUGCUUCUCUGUAUUCUGGUGGACUUGGUUCAGCAAUUGCCAAUCCGUGUUCCCUAACGAUGUUGCGGCCUACUGGGUUUAUUUCGGCUAUCGACUUGUCAACAUCGCCCAUGGGUCCUACUACGCCAUCUCCCGUACUAGGAUUUUCAGCAACGCAGAGAAAUGGGACAAGGCAAAUCCGUGUGACCCAUGUGACUAUUGCUGCGACGACGAGAUAUCACCGGAAAGGGAGCCACACGACCUCUGCAGAUGUCACCCCUGCGUUAGGUGUUCGUAUUGCAAAGUAUGCAAAAGAAAGGCUCGCUGCGACCGACACUCGCCUAUAUUUCGAGCCCCAAACACACAUAACAAUCACUUAGUUUUGCAUAAUGAUAAUGUCUGCCAAACCUGCUAUCGGUGCAGGCAGUGCGGGCAUAGCGACCUUGAUAUCAGCAACUCAGUCUUGUUGGAUGGCGAGCGGUUCUCAUCAAUGCCGGUAACGAUUAGCGCCAAUUUCUUGGAGAGUAGCGUUUUAGCGCUACUAAGUAUGAUCUCGGCCGAAGUCACAAUGAAUGUCAAUGGCGUUCGGAAGUCAUCCCAUAUAUACAAUGUUGGACAGGUCACUGCCUUAGUAAUCGCUGUCGGAACAGCCGUUCGAGCGCUUUGGGUCUUCCUCUACCUUUUCGAUGCGCGAGCUUACCCGGCUCACUCAUCCUAG